ACGAUGGGUAAUAAUUUAUGUCAGUGUUGCCUCUCUAGGCUGGAAUGCACAUUUAUGCGAGAGCAGCCUCUAAGGGGAAACGUGUUCAGUCAAAUAUGGGUGCAAAGAACCAUGCUAUUGUCAUGCCUGAUGCAAGCAUCGAUGCAACAUUAAAUUCCUUAAUUGCUGCUGGUUUUGGAGCUGCUGGACAAAGGUGCAUGGCUCUCAGUACCGUUGUAUUUGUUGGGGGAUCAAGACCAUGGGAGGAUGAACUGAUUAAACGUGCCAAAGCAUUGAAAGUAAAUGCUGGCAUUGAGGCUGGGACCGACCUUGGUCCUGUCAUUAGCAGACAGGCAAAGGAUCGUAUUUACAGAUUGAUCCAAAGUGGAACUGAAAGUGGUGCGAGGGCAGUGCUUGAUGGGAGAAACAUCGUGGUGCCUGGUUAUGAAGCAGGCAACUUUGUGGGGCCUACAAUCUUAGCUGAUGUCACAUCUGACAUGGAAUGUUAUAAGGAGGAGAUUUUCGGUCCAGUUCUCCUCUGUAUGCAGGCCGAAAGUCUUGAAGAGGCUAUCACCAUUGUCAACAAUAACAAGUAUGGUAACGGAGCAUCCAUCUUCACCUCAUCAGGUAUAGCUGCAAGGAAGUUUCAGAAUGAUAUAGAAGCUGGCCAGGUUGGCAUUAACGUGCCUAUUCCAGUUCCUCUCCCAUUCUUCUCAUUCACUGGUUCAAAGGCUUCUUUUGCGGGUGAUCUUAACUUUUAUGGCAAGGCUGGCGUACAAUUCUACACUCAAAUAAAAACUGUAACUCAGCAAUGGAAAGAUUUGCCGGUUCAGGGCGUUUCCCUGGCAAUGCCAACAUCUCAGAAAACAUAGAUUCUAGUAUCCAAAUCUUCUUGUCUUCAUGGUUGAAUUUUAUUGAAAAUUUUUCUUAUAUGUUUAUGAUCCUUCUUCCCAAAAUUUGCUCAGAACAACGCAGUGUUCUACUUCUUGUGAUCUGUCGAGACUGGCAUGUUCUUGCAUUAUUGUGAUUUAGGCUUCGUUUGGGACAGCUUUUUUGUUGCUUUCUAAA
Molecule: messenger RNA, 1047 nt
Organism: Dendrobium catenatum
Lineage: Eukaryota; Viridiplantae; Streptophyta; Magnoliopsida; Asparagales; Orchidaceae
Product: methylmalonate-semialdehyde dehydrogenase [acylating], mitochondrial-like
Exons: 10
Coding region: 45-851 (268 amino acids)
Biological process (GO): L-valine catabolic process; thymine catabolic process
Cellular component (GO): mitochondrion
Molecular function (GO): methylmalonate-semialdehyde dehydrogenase (acylating, NAD+) activity; malonate-semialdehyde dehydrogenase (acetylating, [NAD(P)+]) activity
Source: RefSeq, a predicted model, not a curated record